This is a messenger RNA of Meira miltonrushii, 1452 nucleotides long. RefSeq lists its product as uncharacterized. The record is from RefSeq and is a predicted model, not a curated record. The transcript has a single exon. Gene Ontology annotation, molecular function: DNA-binding transcription factor activity, RNA polymerase II-specific; zinc ion binding. Gene Ontology annotation, biological process: regulation of DNA-templated transcription. NCBI's taxonomy places the organism in Eukaryota, Fungi, Basidiomycota, Exobasidiomycetes, Exobasidiales, Brachybasidiaceae. The coding region runs from base 1 to 1452 and encodes 483 amino acids.
AUGGUUCGCAAAUUAUCAUUCGAUGGUCAAUCAAAUGACAUUUAUACUUCAUCAAAAGAACAAUCAAACACACGAUCAGAAGCACAAAAAGAACGUGUUUCGACUGCAUGCACUUAUUGUCGAUAUAGAAAGGUGAAAUGUGAUGGUGGAAAACCUUCUUGUGGUUUUUGCAUUCAUAUGGGCCGAAACGAAUGUGUUUAUGCAAAAGUGAGCGAAGAAGAAAAUCAACAUUUACGUAGACGUAAAAGAGAAUUACGUGCAAGAAGAGCAGCAGAACGUAUUCGUGCCGAACAAGAACAAAGAGCAAACUCUCAAAGUCCUUCUUCGAGUGCAUUCAUUCUCAAUAAUCUCGAUUCAUCUUCACCACAAAUACCAACAAAACGUAGACGAUCAUCUGUACCCAAACGAUCAAGAGAAAGAUCAAUGGCAGGCAGCUCAGUCACUUCAACGCCCAACUUGUUUUCCAGCUCAGCACCACCACAAAUCAAUCAAGAAUUCCCUCCCGAGAUGGCUCUUUCAGGCUUGCCUGCUGAAUUGACAAAUACAUUUUCACCCAACUUCCUCAACCUACUCACGCCUCAAUCCAAUGCAACUGUUCCUAACGUCAACUCGAAUAUCGAUUUGGGCGGCAAUAUUGGCGGAAACAACUCAUAUACUUUCCCUUCAACGUCUAUGGCCAUGAACACUUCCGCGUUCGACGUCAACGCUCCCAAUCUUGACUGGGCUUAUGGUGGCUUAUCAUCAAGUGCACCUACUGCUUCGUCAUCAUCGUCAAUGCUCAUGGAUCAAAGGCAAGAACAAGAACAUUUCCAUCAGCUCCAUCAAGCUCAAGACGAUCAAAAAGCACAAACUGCACCGCCACAUUCAAUCUUUGCCCUUGCUGCUUCCAACAACUCUUUUUUAGGCUCAAUGACGGGCACUUUAGAAAUGACAAUACCCGAUUUUAAAGGACCAACACUAGCAAUGUCAAACUUAAGACCGUCAAAUGAAGUACAAGUAAAGACUGAAGUAGAAAAUAAACCUAUGAAUUGUUUUCGGCAGCAAUCCAAGGAAGAUCCACUGAAUCAGGUCGGACAAAAUGAUCCAUUGUUCACGGAUAUGCAAGUUGAGGUAGAAGAUUUCAAUAUGACUUCCAGUCAUAGUUCAAGCAAUGUUUUAGAGCAAGACAUCACAGCUGCUAAGAGACGAUUUUCCAAUUUGACCGAAGAAACACAAGCAAUCUACAGUCUUUGGCCAACGAGUCCAUUUCACCCGGAUCAAAGCAAACGAUCAAGCAUUUAUUCUCCCAAUGAACCUUCAAGUAUGCCCGAAUUAAAGAGAUUCUUAUGCACAACAAAUAAUCCUUUUUCUUUUAAUCCAGUCACACCUUUAGCAAUGAGCGUUAAUUCAAGCGAAAGAAAUUUGUUUAAUUUUACUAACUUUGCUGCUGCUACUUCACCAUCUUCUUUGUAG